Molecule: messenger RNA, 2033 nt
Organism: Suncus etruscus (white-toothed pygmy shrew)
Lineage: Eukaryota; Metazoa; Chordata; Mammalia; Eulipotyphla; Soricidae
Gene: TRIM47
Product: tripartite motif containing 47
Exons: 6
Coding region: 1-1893 (630 amino acids)
Molecular function (GO): protein binding; zinc ion binding
Source: RefSeq, a predicted model, not a curated record
AUGGACGGCAGCGGCCCCUUCAGCUGCCCCAUCUGCCUGGAGCCGCUCCGGGAGCCGGUGACGCUGCCCUGCGGCCACAACUUCUGCCUGGCCUGCCUGGGUGCGCUCUGGCCGCACCGGGGCGCGGGGGGCCCCGGCGGCUCGUCCGGGGGCGCGGCGCGCUGCCCGCUGUGCCAGGAGCCCUUCCCCGACGGCCUGCAGCUCCGCAAGAACCACACGCUGUGCGAGCUGCUGCAGAUGCGCCAGGGCGCGGGACCCGGCUCCGGCCCGGCGCCGGGACUCGAACCCGCCGCGCCCAGCGCGCCGGAGCCCUCUGCACCCUGCGCGCCCGAGCCGUGGCCCGGCGCGGAGGAGCCGGUGCGCUGCGACGCGUGUCCCGAGGGCGCCGCCCUGCCCGCCGCGCUCUCCUGCCUCUCCUGCCUCGCCUCCUUCUGCCCCGCGCACUUGGCACCGCACGAGCGCAGCCCCGCGCUGCGCGGGCACCGCCUGGUCCCCCCGCUGCGCCGGCUGGAGGACAGCCUGUGCCCGCGCCACCUGCGGCCGCUCGAGCGCUACUGUCGCCUCGAGCGCCGGUGCCUGUGCGAGGUCUGCGCCGCCCAGGAGCACCGGGGCCACGAGCUCGUGUCGCUGGACCAGGAGCGCGCGCUCCAGGAGGCAGAGCACCCCAAAGUGCUGAGUGCUGCAGAGGACCGCAUGGACGAGCUGGGCGCCAGCAUCGCCCAGGCCCGACGCACUGUGGCCCUCAUCAAGAGCGCUGCAGCAGCCGAGAGAGAGCGGGUAAACCGGCUGUUUGGUGAAGCUGCAGCCACCCUGCACAGGUUCCAGUCCGAGGUGCUGGGUUUCAUAGAUGACGGGGAAGCCACCAUGCUGGGCCGCUCCCAGGGUGACCUACAGCAGCAGGAGAAGCAGCGCAGCCGGCUGAGCCGAGCCCGUCAAAACCUCAGCCAGGUCCCAGAGGCCGACUCAGUGGGCUUUCUGCAGGAGCUCCUGGCUCUCAGGCUGGCCCUGGAGGAGGACGGUGGACCCGGGCCCGGCCCCCCCAGGGAACUCAGCUUCACCAAGUCAUCCCAAGCCGUGCGCACCGUGAGAGAUGUGCUGUCUGCCGCCUGUGCCAGCCAAUGGGAGCAGCUGCAGGGGCCGGGCAGCGAGGAGGAUGGACUGCAGAAACCGGGCACGGAGGAAGGCGAAUCUCAAGAACCGGAUAGCACCGACCAACUAGAGACCCAGGCUUCCCGGGAUUACUUCCUCAAGUUCGCCUACAUCGUGGACCUGGACAGCGACACGGCCGACAAGUUCCUGCAGCUGUUCGGCACCAAGGGCGUCAAGCGCGUGCUGUGCCCCAUCAACUACCCCGAGUCGCCCACCCGCUUCGCCCACUGCGAGCAGGUGCUGGGCCAAGGCGCCCUGGACCGGGGCACCUACUACUGGGAGGUGGAGAUCAUCGAGGGCUGGGUGAGCGUGGGCGUGAUGGCCGAGGACUGCUCCCCGCAAGAGCCCUACGACCGCGGGCGCCUGGGCCGCAACGCGCAGUCGUGCGCCCUGCAGUGGAACGGCCACGUCUUCUCCGUGUGGUUCCACGGGCUCGAGGCCGUCCUGCCGCAGCCCUUCGCGCCCACCGUGGGCAUCUGCCUGGAGUACGCCGACCGGGCCCUGGCCUUCUACGCCGUGCGCGACGGCCAGAUGCACCUGCUGAGGAAGCUGAAGGCCUCCCGGGCCCGCCGAGGCGGCGCCCCGGCCUCCCCCGUGGACCCCUUCCAGAGCCGCCUGGACAGCCACUUCGGGGGGCUCUUCACCCGCAGGCUCAAGCCUGCCUUCUUCCUGGAGAGCGUGGAUGCCCACCUGCAGAUCGGGCCCCUCAAGAAGUCGUGCAUCUCCGUGCUCAAGAGGAGGUGAUGGUGGGGCCUAGCGUCCCCUCCUGCAGCCGUCCGGGCGCCCCCAGAAGCUCACAUCUCUGUACCCCAGAUUCCCCAGGGAAGCAGAGCCUUGAGGCCCCACUGCUCCCCAGCAUUCUCCUUGCUACAGAUGUCUGCCUU